AUGCCACCCAACCGUCUCAUCCUCUGUCGUCCCUUUCUGCCAUCAGUCUUUCCCAGCAUCAGGGUCUUUUCCAAGGAGUUGGCUCUUUGUGUAAGAUGGCCAGAGUAUUGGAACUUCAGCUUCAGCAUCAGUCAUUCCAAUGAAUAUUCAGCCAAAUCCCCCAGAAUUCUGGACUGUGUCCUUCAAUUUCUCUUUGUGUUUUAUGGGACAUUGUUUGAAGUAUCAUUUCUUAAUAUCCUUCUGUUCAACUUCACUGUUCAGAGUCUUCUCCAACACCACAGUCCAAAAGCAUCAAUUCAAUGCUCAGUCUUCUUAUGA
Rangifer tarandus platyrhynchus (Svalbard reindeer) is the source of this 318-nucleotide messenger RNA. Lineage: Eukaryota; Metazoa; Chordata; Mammalia; Artiodactyla; Cervidae. The record is from the annotation of a GenBank genome assembly.